GAACCUUGGACGUCGUCAUCUGACUCACUGAAACCCUCCACAUUACUUCAGAAGUUUCACAGAAGCUCCUCUCAACAAAGUACAAGUGUACAACCUACCACAAAAAUUUCCACAUUCACUCUGCAUUGUAUAUAUGGAUCAUUCUUACUAGCCAGCUAUAUGAUUCAUCCGCGGUCACAGUUUUACGGGUGGAACAUGUGUCCUCCGGCCGUUUCCGAGAGGACCCUUCAGACCUUCCCGCCGGAGAGGCGCACCAACCUCGUACGCCGGCCGGGAGGUCUCAUCUCCGUCCCCGGGAGGCUCUUGAAGGCUCCGGAGACCCGCCUGGAGAACUCCCAGUACCGUUUGACGAAGCUGCUUCUGAAUGUGACCAUAGAGAGGAGCUUGGGGCCUGUACACGUGUUGAUGUCGCCGGAGAACACGGUCAGUGAUUUGAUAAAGUCCGCUGUAGAAAUAUACGUGAAGGAGAAGAGAAGGCCUUUGGUGAAGGAGACUGAUCCGCACCGUUUCGAGCUUCACUACUCACAAUUCAGUCUGGAGAGUUUGAAGGAAGAUCAGAAGUUGAUAAAGUUGGGGUCUAGAAAUUUUUUCUUGUGCUCAAAGGCAUCAGAUUCAGAUGCCCUUUUAUCUAGCUCUGUCGUCAAUCCUUCGAAUUGCUCAAAGGAAGCAAAGAAGGAAAUCAAUUCUCCAUUUCCAUUGAUAAAGUUCAUGGAUUUCUUGCUGUAAUUGCUCUUCCAUUAAGUUCAUAUAUAUAUAUGUCAUGUAUAUGUAUGUAUGUUUGUUUCUACGUACAAAGAAAUAUAAGAUCGAUGCUGUCAAUCUAUUGUGAAUUUAA
Molecule: messenger RNA, 835 nt
Organism: Rosa rugosa (rugosa rose)
Lineage: Eukaryota; Viridiplantae; Streptophyta; Magnoliopsida; Rosales; Rosaceae
Exons: 2
Coding region: 160-726 (188 amino acids)
Source: RefSeq, a predicted model, not a curated record